Molecule: messenger RNA, 480 nt
Organism: Dipodomys spectabilis (banner-tailed kangaroo rat)
Lineage: Eukaryota; Metazoa; Chordata; Mammalia; Rodentia; Heteromyidae
Gene: Fam229a
Product: family with sequence similarity 229 member A
Exons: 3
Coding region: 1-480 (159 amino acids)
Source: RefSeq, a predicted model, not a curated record
AUGGCCAAGUCCUGGGACCCCGGAUCGGGUAUGCACCAAGUGCUGAGGCGGCCCCGGGUUCCCGGGCAGAGGAACGGGCUCUGUGAGGUCACAAUGCCGCCCUUCCACUGGAGGCCACGGCCGGGGAGCGCCGCAGACACCUGCCCGGCUCCGCCUGGACCGGAGCGUCCUCCCGCGGCCUGGGCUCAGGCAGCUGCUUCCAGCCUGGGACCGGCCUCGGCCUCGGCCUCGAGCGCCUGGGGCCUGGACAUGAGUGCCCAGGAGCCCCCGCAGGGUCGACGAUUCCCCAUUGAGGCCGGAGACUCCCCUGGCCUUGCCGCCGCCCCCGAGGCCCAGGACAGCCCGGAGCCGGUCACUACCGAGCACAACCCUGUCAGGCCGCUGCGUCGCUGCCCUGGCUGCCACUGCCUGACGCUGCUGCACGUGCCCAUCGACGUCUACCUGGCCAUGGGCGGGAGCCCGCGGGCCCGCGCCACCUGA